AAAAAAGGGGUUAAAUGUAGGCAAUAUUAUUUACGGGCACAAAAAUUUUUUUCUUGCGAAGAUCCAUUCGUUUUGAAUACCCCUGUGUGAAAUUGUAAUCAAUGUCCGAUGAUAACAAUGAUAAGAUCCGUAACGUGUUGAUAUAGAUAUUGCAAAAACGUGCAUUUGUUCUUUUAUUUCAUAUUUUUUUACACUAUCCUCAUGGAUGCAAUUUUUAAUAACAUAUUUUAGCUUUUUAUCAAGAGAAUAUCUUUAACUGUUGUAUCAACAAGUCGACCGUCACUCCUGGAACUCCUAAAAUUCUUUCUUGAUGGCCUCUUGAAACCAGUCUUAUAGUAUUGGUUUCUAUGUCCGUAUUAUUAUGAUAUUAUUGAAUUAUUCAGUGUUUUUAUUAAAAUAUAUACUCGACGGGAAGGAUGUUCAACAAAAUGGAACUAACCAUUAAUAAGAGUAGUUCUGAAUUUAAUGACUAUUUGCAUUCACACAACAGUACAAAAAGAAAUAGUGGUUCAGCUGUGAAACGUUUGCAAGUUAAGCGCAACAAACGGUUCCUUGGCUUCAACAAGUGGUUCCGAAAAGAGCAUGAUUAUUGUUUGCCAAUCAAAAAACAAAAUGUUGUUAAAAAUGAUAAAGCUGAAACAAUUUAUAAUGAUUUUGAAGAAAUAAACAAAUCAUUGAAAUCUGAAUGUUUAUCAUUGGAUUGUUCUAAUAUAACGAAAAACCUGAAAGAAAUCAAUGUUAACAAUGAAUUAUCUAGUUGUAGUUUAUAUGCUAUUGAUGUCACAACAGAAUUACUGAAAGAUGCUCUUAAAGAAAAUAAAAAAAAACAACCCAUCUAUGAACAGUCUGUGGCUAUAUCAAAAGACUGUAUUCAUUCUUCUGGAGGUAAUGGUUCAAGCAGUCUAAGUAAAUACCAUGGUAAUCAAGAUGAUACAAUGCCAAGAUUGAACAAUGAAAAUAUCAAACAACCAAGUGAUGAAGAAAAAAAAUCUUGUAUUUUAACAGAAUCUACACCAACAACAUUAUUUUCUCCUACGGAUAUAGAUAGUGAUAUGAUUAAAUUAUUUCCAACUCUAGAUUACUCAAUGGAACAUAAUUUAAAUGAAAAACAAGAAAACAUUGAAACUAGAAACACUGACAUUAAAACUAUAUCCCAUGAAAAUACUGAAGGGAUCGUUAAUAAAGAUGGAAUAACUUUAUUUUGUCCAUCAUCUGGAUCUUCACUAGAAAAAAAUAUAUUAAAUAGUAAGUGUAAAGUUGAUGAUGUUCCACCUAUUAAGCUACCAAAUGAUACACAGAAACUAUUUACUGCCGAGCCAUAUUCAACAAAAAAUCUUAUGCUAGAAUCUGAACAAUAUAUAAAUAUAUUUAAUCGUUACCAGGGAAAAUCAAAAGAACAAUUUUUUGAACAGGUCGAACACCCAGAACCUAUAUUAUUAAAAGAUCUUCUUUGUGGUUCAAAACCUAAAACUAUUAUUAGUCCUUAUACUCAUAGGUAUUUGAAGCCAUACAUAUUUAGAGAUCCAGUAACUAAACCACUAUGGUUACAAAUGUUAAAAGAAUUAAAAGAAUAUUUUAGACGUAAAAAAGGAUUACCAAAUCGUAUGGAGGAAGUUGAAACGAUUGAUUAUAGUUACGUUCGAGCAAAACACAUAAAAUCUGUAAAUGCAUUAGCAAGACAAUUUUUUUGGCCUGGUAUCGAUUUAACUGAAAGCCUGUUAUAUCCAGACUUUAGUGUUAUUGCAUUAUACAAGAACUUAGUGAUUGGUUUUGGUUUUAUGGUUCCUGAUAUUAGCACAAAUGAGAAUUAUAUUACAUUUUUAUUCACUCGUCCUUAUUGGACUAAUAGUGGUAUUGCCACAUUUAUGAUAUAUCAUUUAAUUCAGACAUGUAUGACUAGAGACAUUACAUUACAUGUUUCUCCUGACAAUCCAGCUAUGAUACUCUACCAAAAAUUUGGAUUCAAAAUUGAAGAAUUUGUGCAAAAUUUUUAUGAAAAUUAUAUUCCUGCAGAGUCAAAAAUGUCUAAACAUGCUUUGUUUUUACGUUUACGAAGUACUUUUAAAAGAAAAUAAAUAAUAAGUUCAUUCUUUCUAAGUGGUUUUAGUCUUUUACAGACUAAUUAUGUUAAUGUUUAUAUGUGUGAUUAUAUUUUUGUACGAUAUAAAAUAAGUAUUUUAUUAUCUUUCAUUUAACCUUGUAUGUUCUAAAUCAUAACGGCAAUGUAAAAGUAU
Sipha flava (yellow sugarcane aphid) is the source of this 2234-nucleotide messenger RNA. RefSeq lists its product as uncharacterized. The record is from RefSeq and is a predicted model, not a curated record. Gene Ontology annotation, molecular function: acyltransferase activity, transferring groups other than amino-acyl groups. The transcript is spliced from 10 exons. Lineage: Eukaryota; Metazoa; Arthropoda; Insecta; Hemiptera; Aphididae. The coding region runs from base 417 to 2075 and encodes 552 amino acids.